AUGAAUCGGCAAGAAUCGGCAAAAACCAGCGGAAAGCUCGCGUUUUUAAAGCUCUUUUUGCUUCUUCUACUUUUGGGAAUGAUGCUGAUGGGAAAGAUGGAUCUCAAAAUGGGAAAAAUGCGUCGCUCUCUCGAUGACGAGAUGAUGAGCGAAUCGUUAGGACAGAUGAAUACUGUAAAUAUGGAGAGAUCAACCGAUGAGGUGAUCGAAAAAAAAGAAGACCGUUUUUCCAUCCGGCGCCAAAUACUGGAGCUCGGCUGCAAAAACCUUCAAAAAAUGCAAGAACUCGUCGAUGAAGGCGACUUCGAUAAACUGCUGAAAUUUCAUGAAGAUAUUUAUAACAGAAAAUACAUGAAAUCUGAUCCGAAAAAUGUCUGCAGAGGACCAAGCGCAAGUAAGAAACCAGAUGAAUCGAGAGCCAAGUUAGAGGAUGUGCGCCACAAAGUGAAUAUUUUCUACGAAGACAUAACAAACAUGACGAUUUGCCUUCCACCAAAAGCUGGUACGACCAAUUUUCAAGACGCUCUUGCCCAGCUAAGGGGGCGGCAUGGACGUGGAAUUCUUCCUAGGCUUCAGAAUAGCGAUUAUCGAGACGCUUCAGAUGCCAUUUCGAAGACCAAACUUUUUGUCCUCAACACAAGAAAUCCCUUCGAACGCGUCCUAUCUGCAUGGCGAGACAAGUUUUCUUCCAGCGCUUCUGAGUCUCGUCAAGAUCUUUACAAAGCGUCCAUCAACGUUUUUGAAGAAGAACCUGCUCCUGAUGGAUAUGUAAGUAGCUUUCCAGCUUUUGUAAAUCAUUUAGCCGCGAAUCCAUCGGAAUUUACUCGAAAUCGCCACUGGAGAAGCACUUACUAUCACUGUAGCCCCUGCCACUUUCCUUACGAGCUGAUAACGCACCUGGAGACAAUCGAUGAAGAUUUUCCUCGAGUUUGGGAAGAACUUGGACAUGAGAUGCCGAAAAUGAAGGAGCAGUACAAGCAAUCUCCGAUGAAAUCAAAAGAUGCGUCGUUUUACUACAGAGACAUUUCUUCUGAUGUCGUCAAAAAAUUGUACAUCAACUACUACCAAGACUUUGUUCUCUUCGGUUAUUCCCCUGACCUCGUCAAACGGGUCAUUCGAGCUUCGAACUCGAACAAACCAGCUGAUUUGAACAAACAGAAGAUGUCAAGAGCACUGAUGAAUUUUGAAGAUCAGACAUUUCUGAAUGAAAUUUGCUACUGA
Oikopleura dioica is the source of this 1221-nucleotide messenger RNA. NCBI's taxonomy places the organism in Eukaryota, Metazoa, Chordata, Appendicularia, Copelata, Oikopleuridae. The record is from the annotation of a GenBank genome assembly.